This is a messenger RNA of Emiliania huxleyi CCMP1516, 2028 nucleotides long. RefSeq lists its product as hypothetical. The record is from RefSeq and is a predicted model, not a curated record. The coding region runs from base 1 to 2028 and encodes 675 amino acids. NCBI's taxonomy places the organism in Eukaryota, Haptophyta, Isochrysidales, Noelaerhabdaceae. The transcript is spliced from 4 exons.
AUGCCACCGCCGCCGCCGCCACCCCAGUUCUGUCCAGCCUGGUGCGCCCAGAAGACCCAACCCUGGGAAGGACUGUGCACCUGGAACGGCUGCGGGGGCUGCACCGAGUGCCCUGUGGUUCUGUGCGCGUCGACCGAGACGCACAACCUGAUCGACUUCAGCCUGGCGACGCUGCAGAACAACAACCUCGGCGGCGCCGGCCCCGACCCGGACGACUCUCCGGAGAACAUGCACCUCGCAUCAGUCGGGAUGACGGCCGACGGCGAGCCUUUUGACCUGAUCAUCACCAGCGAGACGGAGUACGUGCCGCGCAAUGCCGCGAACCACAACGGCAUCAACGGCGCGAUCCCGCAGAUCAACCUCGGGCAAAACGAGACCGUGACGCUGCGGUUCGACUUUGUCGACAGCAACGGCCAGCCAGUCGUGCUGAGCGAGUUCUUCUUCACCUACUACGACCUCGACCAGGAGACGGACCUGCCGUCUGGGGCGGAGUCGCUCACGGCGAGCGGCUUCGUCAAGUACGACGUCGACCCCAACACGGAGCUCGACAUCAGCACCGCGCCAGACGGCUCCGUCACCUUCUCCUCCACCAGGCGAGGGACGCUGGACGACAACCCGACCGACCCACUAUCACUGACGUCGGAGCAGCUCUCACGCUCGGUGACGCUCUUGUAUCGCGACACCUCGACGGUGAGGCUCACCUACUCGACGACCGCGGCCGUCUGCAGCCCCACCCCGUGCGGCGGGCGCAACUUCCUCUUUGCAGGCGUCAAUCCGUUCCCCGUCGUUGACCCAUGCUGCCUUUCGCCGCGGGGGCCACCGCCCUUCCCACCACCGCAACCGCCGCCUCCGCCCGCAUUACCUGUACCGCCGUCUUCUCCUUGCAUUUGUGCUUCGGACGAGACGCACAACCUGAUCGACUUCAGCCUGGCGACGCUGCAGAACAACAACCUCGGCGGCGCCGGCCCCGACCCGGACGACUCUCCGGAGAACAUGCACCUCGCAUCAGUCGGGAUGACGGCCGACGGCGAGCCUUUUGACCUGAUCAUCACCAGCGAGACGGAGUACGUGCCGCGCAAUGCCGCGAACCACAACGGCAUCAACGGCGCGAUCCCGCAGAUCAACCUCGGGCAAAACGAGACCGUGACGCUGCGGUUCGACUUUGUCGACAGCAACGGCCAGCCAGUCGUGCUGAGCGAGUUCUUCUUCACCUACUACGACCUCGACCAGGAGACGGACCUGCCGUCUGGGGCGGAGUCGCUCACGGCGAGCGGCUUCGUCAAGUACGACGUCGACCCCAACACGGAGCUCGACAUCAGCACCGCGCUAGACGGCUCCGUCACCUUCUCCUCCACCAGGCGAGGGACGCUGGACGACAACCCGACCGACCCACUGUCACUGACGUCGGAGCAGCGCUCACGCUCGGUGACGCUCUUGUAUCGCGACACCUCGACGGUGAGGCUCACCUACUCGACGACCGCGGCCGUCUGCAGCCCCACCCCGUGCGGCGGGCGCAACUUCCUCUUUGCAGGCGUAGACUGUCAGGGUUCUCCCUCUCCGGCGUGCAAUGCCUUUUACGAAUCGCUAUCCUCCAAGCCGUUUGCCGAUGCCAUCUACGCCGCCGUCUCGGAAGCCACGUCCGAGCUGCUCAACGCCAGCACCACGAUUGAGAUGAGCGUCAGCGACUCGACCCAGUUGCAGAUUCAGACGACCUUCGACUCACCCACCCUCAUCGAGAUUCUGCAGAGCUCCAACGACGGGCCGUGCAGCGGCACGACGCUCUGCACUGUCACAGUUGUGACGUACAACUCGAGCAGCACUGCGGACUGUGGCCCCGAGACUGUAACCGCCGUGGUCAUCACGCGCGAGUACCUGUACAGCAACGACUCAGAAUUUGAGACGCUUGCACAGCCCGUCGCAAACCUAUCGAUGCAGGCGGCCAGGAACGUCACAAACAGCGACUGUCUUAACCAGACGAUAAUCUUGGAUGCCGCAACCAAAGCGAUCAGCGCACGGGUGACCGCCUAG